This is a messenger RNA of Saxophila tyrrhenica, 291 nucleotides long. RefSeq lists its product as uncharacterized. The record is from RefSeq and is a predicted model, not a curated record. The transcript is spliced from 2 exons. Bases 1 to 291 code for a protein of 96 amino acids. NCBI's taxonomy places the organism in Eukaryota, Fungi, Ascomycota, Dothideomycetes, Mycosphaerellales, Extremaceae.
AUGGCCAACAACGUCUGCUUCACCCCCGGAGCUCGCACUUACUGGCACACCCACGAACGCGGUCAGAUCUUGACGGUAACCAUGGGCUACGGUCUGGUCUGCAGCAAAGGCCAGGAGCCUCGACGUCUGCAGGUCGGGGAUGUCGUUCACGUGCCUGCUGGGGAAACUCACUGGCACGGAGCAACGAAUGGAACGGUGAUGGCGCACACGGCUAUCAGUAUGGGCAAGACGAGCUGGCACGAUGAGCUGAAGCAGGAGGAGUACGACCAGGCGCAGACGAGUGCGAAGUAA